This is a messenger RNA of Cyprinus carpio (common carp), 3151 nucleotides long. RefSeq names its product alpha-2C adrenergic receptor. NCBI's taxonomy places the organism in Eukaryota, Metazoa, Chordata, Actinopteri, Cypriniformes, Cyprinidae. The record is from RefSeq and is a predicted model, not a curated record. Gene Ontology annotation, biological process: platelet activation; regulation of vasoconstriction; adenylate cyclase-activating adrenergic receptor signaling pathway. Gene Ontology annotation, cellular component: membrane. Gene Ontology annotation, molecular function: alpha2-adrenergic receptor activity.
UAAGGGGUUUUUACAUAAAACCACGAUGGUAUUGUUACAACAGUGACACCAAGCGAGCAAAGAUGCCGAAAGCCAUAGUUUCUUCACAGUUCACGGUCCUUGUCCACCACUGAACAACGUUACUGCUGACAAAGCCUAGUACUAUACAAUCAAAUAAAUGUAUUUCCCCUCAGAGUGCCUAACAUGUCAUGCCCAUCACAUGUUUGCCCAGGUUAUAGCCUCCUGUUGUCUGUUCAGAGACGCGUAAAGAUGAAAUGCAUAAAAUCUCGCUACGAUCUGAUUUAAAAUGUACAGUGUAACAAAGAAAACGAUGGUAAAGGGUGGUUGGGUACUUCAGCAGUCAGUUCUUCUCUCAGUCUGAUCCUCUCCAAGGGCGGGGCGGCGCUCUAUCAGUGUAAUGUUGUCAGCACGUGGAUAGUUGUGUCCCGGGCGGGCAGGGCGCGCGGUGUUUCGCUCGGGUGGAGAGAGCGCGAGGAUGCUGAGAGAGACGCCCGUGAGAGGACGAACAGGUCGCACAGAUGUAAGAGGCGGUGAUGGUUACUUCAAACUCACCACGGGAUGGGUCUUUUCUUCAAAGCCGCAAACAAAUGAGCCGUAAGAGGAAUUGCGCGGAAAAGAAAAAGAGGAGAACGGGAUUAAAAUAAUAACAUAAGGUAAGAAGAAACGGAGACGGACCUGCAAUUUACUUGUAGUGAAAUUAAAAAGAGAAUAUUCGCGAAGACGCGCGUGGACGAUUUAUUGGACAGCAGACCUUUUUCUAAAUCAAUAUGCAAAACUUAAGCUUUGCAAGCGAACUGAACACUUACAUCGACAUUGGUUUUACAUCCUCUGGGAAUUCUACAAGUCGCUAUUCUCCGGCCACCAUUAUAGGGCUCGCGGGGCUGGUGAGCUUCCUCAUCUUGUUUACAAUAGUGGGGAAUGUGCUGGUCGUUAUCGCCGUUUUAACGAGCAGAGCGCUCAAGCCACCACAAAACCUUUUUCUUGUGUCUCUGGCCAGUGCGGACAUUCUGGUGGCCACCCUGAUAAUCCCUUUCUCUCUGGCCAAUGAAUUAAUGGGCUACUGGUUUUUUGGGAAAGUUUGGUGUGAUAUAUAUCUAGCACUAGAUGUUCUUUUCUGCACAUCUUCUAUUGUUCACCUGUGUGCCAUAAGUCUGGACAGGUACUGGUCUGUAACACAGGCGGUCGAGUAUAACUUAAAGCGGACACCUCGCAGGGUAAAGGGCAUGAUUGUGGUGGUAUGGUUGAUCGCGGCUGUAAUCUCCUUCCCGCCGCUCAUCUCCAUGAACCGGAAUAACGAGGGUGACGGGAGCGAACCACAAUGCCAGCUGAAUGACCACACGUGGUACAUCCUGUACUCCAGCAUCGGGUCAUUCUUUGCCCCGUGUGUCAUCAUGAUCCUUGUUUACAUUCGAAUCUACCAGGUGGCUAAGACAAGAACCCGAAAUAUGUCUGAAAAGCGCCGCGAUCCGGAUGGAGGAUCAGGAACGCCACGUCUGGAGAACGGUUUGAGCCGUGAGGAUUCCAGGCGGGAAAAUGGGCACUGUGCCUCGCCGCCACCAGGGGAAUGCAAACCAGGCGAGGAUGACCCAGAUGCCGAACUGGAGGACAGCAGCUCGUCUGAUGAGAAGUCCAAACGGACACAAAACGAUACGGUCCCCUCAAGAAAAGACCGCCGAUCCAGCCGCAAGAACAGCUCCAGUUCCAAGCAUUCCAGCCGAAAAUCCCGAGCCAGCAGCAAGUCCCUAGACUUGUUUUCCUCCCGCAGAAAAAGGAGGAACACCAUUUCGAGAAAAAAAAUUUCCCAGGCACGAGAGAAGCGGUUCACUUUUGUGCUGGCGGUGGUCAUGGGGGUGUUCGUGGUCUGCUGGUUUCCGUUCUUCUUCAGUUACAGCCUACAUGGGAUCUGCCGGGAGCCCUGCACCAUCCAUGAGACCCUUUUCAAGUUUUUCUUCUGGAUCGGUUACUGCAACAGCUCCCUCAACCCCGUCAUCUACACCAUCUUCAACCAGGACUUCCGGAGAGCUUUUCAGAAGAUCCUGUGCAAGUCCUGGAAGAGAUCUUUUUAGAGAUCACUGGCAGCUAGUUUGCAGCAUCCAGUGCCAUUUACAGGUGAUUGACAAGGAAGAGAUGUUUUCAAAAACACCACUGCCUCUCUCUCUUUGCAUUGACAAUCUGUACACAACGACACUGAUUUUUGUUCUUACUUUGUUGUGUAAUGCUCUUCAUGAGUCUGUGAGGACUACAGAUGCUGGUCACAUAGGUGGUACCAAAAGCUAAAAUGAUUAAAAACAAACAAACAAACAAACAAAAAAAAACACACCUGAAUUGGGAAGCUCUGUACUGCAUUAGAAGAAACAGGCUUUUCUUUAUUAUGGCUGCAGGCACUCUGAAGUUAUCAAGAGAUAUUUUUAUGAUGAGUUUGCACAUAUGGCUUGUGUCAUUGUGACUAGAGAGCUAUGCAACAUGAAAGGCUGUCUCCUUAUGGUGACAAAAAAACAAACAAACUAAAAAAAAAAAAAAAAAAAAAAAGAUAAGUGAAAAAAAAAAUGUGUGCUGUUUCUUUCCAGCUGAGAGAUACAAAAUGGACACUUUUGGUAAGGGAGCAUGAGAAGGUUGUCACCAGAUGACAGAUGGAAGAAGAGUGUUGCCCUGAUGUGCUUGGGUAUUGUAUGGUUUGUCUUAAGGGUGCAAAGUCCUGACUGAUAUAACUGUCCUUCAGUGAAAUUAAUCACUGUACUGCUGCUCUCUAACAUGCCAUAAAAAAGUAUACAGAAGAGGUACUUACUGAACUAGACUUAAGAUACACUGUAAGUGGUUUUCAGUGAUGAUGAUAAAUAAUGAUACAUUUAUUUAUAUGCAGGAUUAAUUUAUCAGAUUAUAAACUAUUUAAGCUUUGUGGCUAUGCUUGUACAGUGUAUCAAAUUUGUUCAAAAUAUCAUAGUGAUAUAAUGCAAAGUAUGAUAUAUAAGGCUGUUGUUUUUUUCUUUUGGUUGUUUUUUGAUAUUACGAAACAUCUGUCUUUAUGGAUGUUGGGCUUCUCUCCUUUUCUAUUCCAUAUACUUGUGAUAUCUCCUUAAUGACUGACAGGUCAAUACAAGCACAGCUCAUGAUCAAACAAAAAUGAACAAAUAAAUGUAUUGUACUUCUCUUG